Apus apus (common swift) is the source of this 589-nucleotide messenger RNA. It is a transcript of the gene PRAP1, whose product is annotated as proline rich acidic protein 1. The record is from RefSeq and is a predicted model, not a curated record. Lineage: Eukaryota; Metazoa; Chordata; Aves; Apodiformes; Apodidae. The transcript has 4 exons. The coding region runs from base 84 to 473 and encodes 129 amino acids.
GACCCGGCACCGCCCAGGGAGCGGCCGCACCCGCCGGUGGGCAAAGUGCGGGCAGGUUGCGGGCAGGCAAAGGAGCAGCAGCCAUGGAGCGCACAGCGGCCGCCCGGCUCUGCAGCAUCGCAGUCCUGCUGGGCGCUGCCCUCCUCCUGCCCAGCCCCGGGGACACCCAGGCUCCCGGUGACAUUGGAAGGCAGGACUUGGCCAAGGACAUAGCGCUGGGUGUACGAGCCGUGGAGCCACCUGAGGAGGGUGGGGUGAGCAAUGAGGUGGAACCAGGUAUAAAGGUCUUCUCCAGCAGUGCCUGGGCUCCAUGGAGUCCUCACCAAGCCCAGGCAGGACCAGAGGAGGACCGAGACCACCUCUACCACCCCCAGGACGAGGCCAGGGAGGCUGAUGUGCAAGGCCCCCUCAUGCUGUCCCUGGAGGUGCAGAGUGGUCCAGAGGAGGACCGUGACUACCUCUACCACAGCUGAGUGGAAACAUGACAUGGGCUGUGAAAUCAGGGUUGAGAGCUGCACCUCAGGCUUCCUGAGAGGACUCAUCCCUCCCUUCCCACUCUUGAGCCCCCCAAUAAACCCAUUCUCCUCUC